AUGAAAGCGUUAAACAAAUAUAGAAGUCAAAAUAGAGCUGGAGCAUAAGAAAAGAGUAGAGAGAGAGAGAGAGAGAUAGAAACGUUUCUCUGCUGAGAAGUUGAGUUAAAUCGGAAUGGAAUGGGAAAGCGACGAGAGGGAGCUGAAGGCGGCCGGCGCGCAGCCUCUCGGCGGCGGGCGCGUGGGAUAUCUCAUUCGCGGUUGGGAAAUCGAGUCUCGCAAGCGUUCUAUCCUCAACUCUUCUCUUCUCCAACAGUGGGAGGAGAAGCUUCAAACAUCACACUUGCCAGAGAUGGUUUUUGGGGAGAGUUCUUUGGUUCUUAAGCAUGUGAAUAGUGGUGUUAAAAUUCAUUUUAAUGCCUUUGAUGCUCUCUGUGGCUGGAAGCAGGAAGCACUUCCUCCAGUUGAAGUUCCAGCCGCUGCUAAAUGGAAAUUUCGGAGCAAGCCUACUGAUCAGGUGAUACUGGAUUAUGAUUAUACAUUCACAACACCUUACAGUGGAAGUGCUAGUGUCGAAAAAAAUAUUCAGUCUGGAAGAGGAGCUGCUGAGGAAAACAGCUGCAAUGCUCAUUGGGAAGACUGCCAGGAGGAAAUUGAUAUGGUUGCAUUGGCAUCUAAAGAGCCGAUACUUUUCUAUGACGAGGUUAUAUUGUAUGAAGAUGAAUUGGCUGAUAAUGGUGUCUCUCUUUUGACAGUUAAAGUGAGAGUCAUGCCCAGUGGAUGGUUCCUUCUCUUGCGUUACUGGCUAAGAGUUGAUGGAGUGCUUAUGAGAUUGAGGGACACUCGUAUGCAUUGUGCUUUCAAGGUGAAUGAGGAACCAAUUAUUCUCCGAGAAAGCUGCUGGAGAGAAAUCACCUUUAAGGCUUUAUCAUCGAAAGGAUAUCCGAUUGAUUCUGCUGCAUACGGUGAUCCUGGUGUCAUCUGUGAAAGGCUCCCGAUUGUCAAGCGCAAGACCCAAAAGCUUAUUAUCUCAUAAAUUCUGUAAGCUGUAAUAUGAGCUCAAGAUUAUUCAAUAACUGCAGAAUUACUAGCCCAUCUUGAAGUAUUAAGGUUCAUUUAGGAUAUUUUGAAGUAUCCAUACUCAUUUGAUGGGAAAAAGAGAUAGUUAUUAUGUGAAAGUUGCACACUGUAAUUAUUCAACUUCAGGUUUUUUAAAUCUCUCAUUUCUAAUUUGCUAAAA
Molecule: messenger RNA, 1180 nt
Organism: Sesamum indicum (sesame)
Lineage: Eukaryota; Viridiplantae; Streptophyta; Magnoliopsida; Lamiales; Pedaliaceae
Product: TIP41-like family protein
Biological process (GO): TOR signaling
Cellular component (GO): cytosol
Source: RefSeq, a predicted model, not a curated record